This is a messenger RNA of Trichophyton rubrum CBS 118892, 2191 nucleotides long. RefSeq lists its product as uncharacterized. The transcript has a single exon. NCBI's taxonomy places the organism in Eukaryota, Fungi, Ascomycota, Eurotiomycetes, Onygenales, Arthrodermataceae. The record is from RefSeq and is a predicted model, not a curated record. Bases 1234 to 1551 code for a protein of 105 amino acids.
AUGGUCUCAUAUUAUCUUGGUUUUUCUAGUUUGUCUCGAUAUCGCGAUCCAACGACCACUGAUUAUGAAGCGAACCAGCGGCUGGCGACUUAAAGUUUAGCUAGCCGAAGUAGCCUCUCUCGUGUUCUUGGUGGAGAGAUACUUGGCGCUUAACAGGCUCGCUCAUUGGCUAAGCCCCACCCUUAGCCGGCAGACGCCGUAACUGCCGCUCCCUCCAACGUUUUGCACUUCGAAGCCUGGCUUUUCCUCUUCUUGCUCUUCUUCCUGCAGUUACAAGGCCUCCUCGCAGUCCAUAAUACUAUCAUCUACACGCCUGUUCUCUCCUCUAUAUAGGGCUGGGUAACUAACCCCGAUCGAGUAUCUCACUCGUUACUUUUACUACACCUUACUAAACCCACGCCUGUUACGUCACCGGCCCGGUGUGCGUUGUAUCCGCUGCACCCCGCAGCAGCCACAACAAUAUUCUCACUAUACCACAAGAAUAAGAGGGAAGAAGGAAUCGCUCACUACGGUCAACUCCAAAGUGAUUUCCAACGGCUCCUAUCCGCAUCGUGUGCCUAUGGCUACAGGUAUAUUAAUCCCCGAGUCGUCCUCGCCCUAUCACUCGAGGGAUGGCAACAUGCUAGAGCUUGUACAAGUCAGGAGCUAACGUGAAAAUCCUCUUCCGUAGUUACCCUACACGCCGUUACCCUCGAUGGAGGUGACGAUAUAGGGGAGCGGGAUGUCUAUUUCUCGUCUACUAUGUAUCGUUGCAUCAUCGGCCGCUCAUCGCAGUCCGGGAAGAGUCUGUUAAAGGCUAGCAAGGAUAAUCUUCGAUUCGACAAUCGUGUUGUCUCUCGCAACCAUGCUGAACUAUUUGUGGAUGUUAUAAAGAAGGUGACUCAUCCUAGCUACCAUCAAAUAUCCUCCUCCAUUCUGACUGUGAUACUUCAUAGGAAAUCCAUAUCAAAGAUCUCUACUCUUUACACGGAACGUUGCUAAAUGACAUCAAGUUGACUUCAGGACUGAAGCUAGUCUCAAGUGGGGACACAGUUGUCCUGGGAGCCACCGUCAAUAGAGGAGAAGGUACGCAUGGACUUCCAAUUGGAAUCCUAUAGGGUUUUAAAACUAACUUGCGUGACGCCGUAGACUCAUAUAAACCAGUCAAAAUUCGUAUUAGCUAUACAUGGAACGACCCUUCUGAGGCCAUACCCUCCUGUGAAUUACCAGCCACAAACACAUAUACUGUUCCAGAUGACGAGGAAGGUAGUGAGGCUCAAAGUGAGAACGGGGGUAGUCAUAUUCUUGAUGCAGAACAUGACCCAUCCUUCCAGUGCCAAACGACGCCAUUACAGCCAAAGUCAGGUGCGGAUAUCAUAUCCAUCAAGUCAUCUCCAGACCCGGCCGAGCGCGAGACAGAUAUCUCCUCCACGCGCGCCUGUCGCGAUAGCGCCACAGGCCCUUGGUAUUCACGUGCCCCCUAUCCUGGCGGAGAAAGGCCAGUCGGCCCGUGGCCUUACAUUCACUCUCAUUCAACAGGCCGCCCUACAGUCGACAAAAUCCCGGAUAUAAAUGAUCAGUGCCAUGUUCCGUUCUUAGGGAAACAGCCCCUUACAUUCCCCGAGAUACACAACCAGUUUCGACGUCAACUCCCGCCUCUGAAUACAUAUGCACUUCCAUUGGAGCUGGCUCCCGCCCGGGUUCAUCCAUCUCGUAACUCUCUAACGAAGGAGAAUCUAGAUAAACUUGCUGAGAAAGCAACCACAAAACAAGUUGGUCCCAUUCCAUCAUCACCAACUAGCUCCCACGCUUGCGGUACCAAGCGUAAGUUUGAUGAUUUAUGUGCUGCUGAGGCCAUAGAUGGCGAAAUUCUCCCUGAUGCCCAACCUCAAAAAAACCUCCCAGGCAAUGAUACAACCGAGGAAAUUGAGUAUAAUCCUCCACAGAAGCGAGCGAAAUCUUCCAAUGCCGAACAGCCUUCUCGUCUUGGGGUUUUUGCCCGCUAUGCUGCUACAGCUAUCACUGGGGCCGUUUUAGGUGGAGUCGGGACUGUUGUCGCUCUUGCUUCCCUACCACCAGGCUAUUUUGAUUAAAAAGAAGCAAGACAAACAGGUCCCUAUAUCCACCUUCCGAGCUGCUGCAUUUUACUUUACUACCUUCUUUCUUUUUCACCCCUGGUCCAUUGGUCUUCUAUUCAUGGUUCCCUUUUUUU